Messenger RNA from Aureobasidium pullulans EXF-150, 468 nucleotides. RefSeq lists its product as uncharacterized. NCBI's taxonomy places the organism in Eukaryota, Fungi, Ascomycota, Dothideomycetes, Dothideales, Saccotheciaceae. The record is from RefSeq and is a predicted model, not a curated record. The coding region runs from base 1 to 468 and encodes 155 amino acids. The transcript has a single exon.
AUGUCAGCAACAGCAGUCGACCACGCAGCCACCCAAGCGUCUUCCUCUACAAGCCUCGAAGCUGCAAAACGCAACCUCCAAUUCCUCUACGAUCCAAACUCACCCAACGCACCUACUCGCCGUCGCACUCGAGCUCUCCUCCGUACGCUCCGCUACAUUGGCAAAUUCCUCUUCUGGCGUCUGGUCAGAUAUGCAAAGUAUGCCGCUGUUGGUGCCAUAACCGCAGCGAUCGCUGGCACGGCGAUUGGGUCAGUGGCUUCUGGAGCUGCGUUUGUGAUUGCGCCGACAGGUAUCGUGGGUGGUGCUGGAGUGGGCUUGCUUUGGGGAUUGGGCAAGUUUGGAUGGAGGACGUUGGCGAGGAAGGUCAGGAGCGGAGAGGCGCAUGAUUCGGACGCGAGGGCGGAUGAGAAGGCCGAGGAACAAAAGACCGAGACGAUCAAACCUCCGAAGAUGGACGAGCCUUGGUGA